Dama dama (fallow deer) is the source of this 5889-nucleotide messenger RNA. It is a transcript of the gene SPAG1, whose product is annotated as sperm associated antigen 1. The record is from RefSeq and is a predicted model, not a curated record. Gene Ontology annotation, molecular function: heat shock protein binding. Lineage: Eukaryota; Metazoa; Chordata; Mammalia; Artiodactyla; Cervidae. The coding region runs from base 1938 to 4973 and encodes 1011 amino acids. Gene Ontology annotation, cellular component: mitochondrion; cytosol. The transcript is spliced from 19 exons.
GUGGACUGGUUUGAUCUCCUUGUAGUCCAAGGGACUCUCAAGAGUCACCUAGAGCCAGACAUCCUGGAAUGUGAAGUCAAGUAGGCCUUAGGAAGCAUCACUACAGACAAAGCUAGUGGAGGUGAUGGAAUUCCAGUUGAGCUAUUUCAAAUCCUAAAAGAUGAUGCUAUGAAAGUGCUGCACUCAGUAUGUCAGCAAAUUUGGAAAACUCAGCAGUGGCCACAGGCCUGGAAAAGGUCAGUUUUCAUUCCAAUCCCAAAGAAAGGCAAUGCCAAAGAAUGCUCAAACUGCUGCACAAUUGCACUCAUUUCACACGCUAGUAAAGUAAUGCUCAAAAUUCUCCAAGCCAGGCUUCAGCAAUAUGUGAACCAUGAACUUCCACAUGUUCAAGCUCGUUUUAGAAAAGGCAGAGGAACCAGAGAUCAAAUUGCCAACAUCCGCUGGAUCAUCGAAAGAGCAAGAGAGUUCCAGAGAAACAUUUCUGCUAUAUUGACUAUGCCAAAGCCUUUGACUGUGUGGAUCACAAUAAACUGUGGAAAAUUCUGAAAGAGAUGGGAAUACCAGACCACCUAACUUUUUAUACAGGAAAACCUGUAUGCAGGUCAGGAAGUAACAGUUAGAACUGGACAUGGACCAACAGACUGGUUCCAAAUAGGAAAAGGAGUACGUCAAGGCUGUAUAUUGUCACCCUGCUUAUUUAACUUAUAUGCAGAGUACAUCAUGAGAAACACUGGGCUGGAAGAAGCAUGAGCUGGAAUCAAGAUUGCUGGGAGAAAUACCAAUAACCUCAGAUAUGCAGAUGACACCACCCUUAUGGCAAAAAGUGAAGAAGACCGAAAGAGCCUCUUGAUGAAAGUGAAAGAGGAGAGUGAAAAAGUUGGCUUAAAGCUCAACAUUCAGAAAACUAAGAUCAUGGCAUCUGGUCCCAUCACCUCAUGGGAAAUAGAUGGGGAAACGGUGGCUGACUUUAUUUUUGGGGGCUCCAAAAUCACUGCAGAUGGUGACUACAGCCAUGAAAUUAAGAGACGCUUACUCCUUGGAAGGAAAGUUAGGACCAACCUAGGCAGCAUAUUGAAAAGCAGAGACAUUACUUUGCCAACAGAGGUCUGUCUAGUCAAGGCUAUGCUUUUUCCAGUAGUCAUGUAUGGAUGUGAGAGUUGGACUAUAAAAGCUGAGUGCUGAAGAACUGAUGCUUUUGAACUGUUGUGUUGGAGAAGACUCUUGAGAAUCCCUUGGACUGCAAGGAGAUCAAACCAGUCCAUCCUAAAGAUCAGUCCUGGGUGUUCAUUGGAAGGACUGAUGUUGAAGUUGAAACUCCCGAUAUUUUGUCCACCUGAUGCAAACAGCUGACUCAUUUGAAAAGACCCUGAUGCUGGGAAAGAUUGAGGGCAGGAGAAGGGGACAGCAGAGGAUGAGAUGGUUAGAUGGCAUCACCGACUCAAUGGACAUGAGUUUGGGUAAAUUCCGGGAGUUGAUGGACAGGGAGGCCUGGCGUGCUGCAGUUCAUGGGGUCACAAAGAGUCAGACACGACUGAGCAACUGAACUGUUCCUCAGUGUUCUCUCUCUAGAUCUUUUAAAUCUAGUUUAGACUAAUUGACCUAACUCUUUCAUCUUUUUUACCUUUUUUUUUUUUUUCUUUAUCUGUUCUGUGAAAGAUUUCACAUUUACUUUCUAACCCAUCUGUAUAUUCUUGGAUGGAAUGUCUUUAUGUAGAUGAUAGUGAUGUUUUUAAUUUGCCACCAUAGUCUAUUAUUUCUCGAGUUAGUUUUUAUCCUGCUUGUUUAUUCAGCUUGAUAUUUUCUGUACCCAAUUGUGAGCAGAAAAAAACCAUAAAGUGUGUGUGAAAAGAAAAUUCCAGAGCACGUGGAAUUGCAACUCACUUCUCUUUAAUAAUUUUGUGUCUGAGUGAAGCUGGGUCUUCAAGGCCAAUCAGCGGAUGGCAAAGCGGAGGCUAGCCAGUCGUCACGCAGAGGCUCUAAGCCCCGCCCGCGGCGGUCCGCCUCAAGCUCUCGGUCUGGGGACUGGCGGUCUGGGCAGGGACGGGGCGGAGCGGCGCGCCCCUCCCCGGGUACCUGAGCGAGGCUGGUACAGUGUGUGGCUGGGUCCUCUGCAAGACUUGGGGUCUGAACCAGCUAUGGCCACCAAAGAUUAUCCGUCAUUGUGGGGCUUCGGGACAACAAAAACAUUUAAAAUUCCUGUCGAACAUUUGGAUUUCAAGUAUAUUGAAAAAUGUUCAGAUGUUAAACACUUGGAAAAAAUUCUUUGUGUGCUCAGGUCUGGUGAGGAAGGAUACUAUCCUGAACUUACUGAAUUUUGUGAAAAGCACCUUUCAGGCUUGGCUCCUGGAAGUAGAGCUUUGAGGAAAGAUAAACCUGUGGCAACAGCAUCCAGUUUUACAGCAGAAGAAUGGGAAAAAAUUGACGGUGACAUAAAGAGUUGGGUAUCAGAAAUUAAAAAAGAAGAUGAUAAAAUACACUUUCAUGAAACUGAAACAUAUCCAGCAGUGGAAGAUAAUUUGCCUCCAGUCCGUGGUUCAAACAGCCAUCUUCAUGUUGCCAAGGAAAAGAAUUCUAAAAGUAGACCAGCUAAAAAGAAAAUUCCAAGAGAUUAUGCAGAGUGGGAUAAAUUUGACGUGGAAAAAGAAUGUGCAAAACUUGAUGAAGAUAAAGAAAGAACUGUAAUAAACAACAAAUCACAUUUGUCUAAAAUUGAGACAAGACUAGAUACAGCAGGUCUGACUGAAAAGGAAAAGGAUCUUCUGGCUACUCGUGAAAAGGAAAAAGGAAAUGAAGCUUUUAAGUCAGGAGAUUAUGAAGAAGCUGUAAAGUACUAUACUCGGAGCUUAUCUGUGCUUCCCACUGUAGCAGCUUACAACAAUCGUGCUCAAGCAGAACUCAAGCUGCAGAACUGGAACAGUGCUUUUCAGGACUGUGAAAAGGUCUUGGAGUUAGAACCUGGGAACUUAAAGGCUCUUCUGCGCCGUGCCACCACAUAUAAGCAUCAAAACAAGCUCCAGGAAGCUAUGGAAGACUUGAAUAAAGUACUGGCUGUUGAACCUGAUAAUGAAUUGGCCAAAAAAACCUUGUCAGAGGUUGAAAGAGAUCUGAAAAACUCUGAGCCUGCAUCUAAGACUCAAACCAAGGGGAAAAGGAUGGUUAUUCAGGAAGUAGAAAACUCAGAAGAUGAAGAUGAAAAGGGCAGUGGAAUAAAACAUGAAGAUGGCAAUGGAGAUAAGAAGGCCGCGGAGCCGGCGGGAGCCGGGCGCGCCGCCGAGCCGCGCGCCAUGGGCAACAUCCAGAAGAAGCUGACGCGCAGGAGCGAGGGCGGCAAGCGGCCGGAGAAGGGCGCUCCGCGGCGGGGCCGGGCGCCGGGGGCAGGCGCGGACAAGCGGGACCCACCGCGGGCCCCGGCCCCGGCGGCCGGCGCCAACGGGCAGCCGGGCGGCGGGCGGGGCGCCGGGGAGCCCGCGGCCGGCGCGUCCCCGGGACCCGACGCGCCCCCGCCCGCCGCCCCGGUGGGCCCCGCCGCCCUGAAGAGCCAGGGCAACGAGCUCUUUCAGAAUGGGCAGUUCUCCGAGGCGGCGCUCAAGUACUCGGCGGCGAUCGCGCAGCUGGAGCCCGCAGGAAGUGGAAGUGCAGCCGAUCUAAGUAUCUUAUAUUCAAAUAGAGCAGCAUGUUACCUCAAAGACGGAAACUGCAGUGGCUGUAUUCAGGACUGUAACAGGGCCCUGGAACUUCAUCCAUUCUCCAUCAAGCCUCUUCUUCGACGUGCAAUGGCCUAUGAAACUGUAGAACAGUAUCAGAAAGCUUACGUGGAUUAUAAAACAGUGUUGCAAAUAGACUGUGGAAUCCAGAUAGCAAAUGACAGUAUUAACAGGAUAACAAAGAUUUUGAUCACUUUGGAUGGCCCAAACUGGCGGGAGAAGCUGCCACCCAUUCCUGCUGUGCCCACCUCCGCACAAGUGCGGGCUUGGCGACCUGCAGCAGAGACGCCCCCAGACCAAGUGGGAGAUUCCUGCCGCCAUCCCCAGCCGGGCACGCCAGAUGAAAAAAUAUUUAAAACCCUUAAAGAAGAAGGAAAUCAAUGUGUAAAAGAUAAAAACUAUAAAGAUGCCCUUAGUAAAUACAGUGAAUGUGUAAAGAUUAACAACAAGGAAUGUGCCAUUUAUACAAACAGAGCCCUCUGUUACUUGAAGCUGGGCCAGUUUGAAGAGGCAAAGCAGGACUGUGACCAGGCCCUUCAGAUGGAUCACGGGAGUGUGAAAGCUUACUAUAGACGAGCCCUUGCUCACAAAGGGCUCAAGAAUUAUCAGAAAAGUUUAAACGAUCUCAAUAAAGUUCUCCUACUAGACCCAAGUAUUGUUGAGGCAAAAAUGGAACUGGAAGAGGUAACCAGAAUCCUUAAUAUUAAGGACAAUACAGCAUUAUUCAACAAAGAAAAGGAGAGAAGGAAAAUUGAGAUUCAAGAGGUGAGCGAAGGCCAUCGGGAAGAGUCUGAGAGGACCUUGAAGGAAGCCCCCACGGACUGCCUUGCUUCUGAGAAGGGGGACACCAGCAACGGGCCACAGGAACUCUAUGAGAAACUGCUGAUCUCCAAGCCUAACAAUGCCUACGAAUUUGGUCAGGUUAUAAACGCCAUCAGUAUGAGGAAAGAUCAAGGAGCCUGUGCACACCUGCUAGCCAUCACUGAACCAAAAGAUUUGCCAGUGUUGUUGAGUAACAAACUUGAAGGGGACACGUUCCUCCUCCUCCUCCAGUCUCUGAAAAGUCAUCUUAUUGAUAAAGAUCCCUCCUUGGUGUAUCAGCAUCUUUUAUACCUGAGCAAAGCAGAAAGGUUUAAGAUGAUGUUGACACUAAUUAGCAAAGAUCAAAAGGAGCAGAUUAAGCGGCUCUUCGAUGACCUCUCAGAUGCACCAAACAAACAUUUUACUUUAGAAGAUGUACAGGCCCUCAAAAGGCACUAUGAUCUUUAAAUCAAGACAAUGGUUAGAUUUUUUCCAUGUAUGAAUGUGUUCCGGUAAUGCCAGUGAGAUGGUAUUGUAAUAGAGUUGCAUGGAUAAAACCUGGCUUAAAAAAGAUCCUUUGGUCUGGACUAUAAAAUAUUUUACUUAUUUUUAUACACAGAACACAUAUAUUCUACAGUCUGCUUUUUAUUAGUUGUAAAUAUUUUCUUAUGUACCAGAGCUAACAUCUUUAUAUUUAAAAAUAAGUAUAUUCGGAACUUGUUAAGAUGCAUUUUAACUUAUACAUUUUCUCUUAAUGACUUGUUAAAAUUUUGAGUUAAAUUCUACUUCUUUGGGCUAUGAAGCAGUCCUCUCAAGUUUGGUAGAAAUGUCAUUUCUUUAUAGUUCAUUUUUAAAAGUGAAAAUCAUUAACACUGAUUAUUACAUCACCUUUAUUUCCUGCUAAGAUAUAUAUAAAUCCCAUUUUAUAUUACUUGUGGAUGACAGGCCUCUAAGAUGAAACACAACAUUUAAGUCUAUAAUAGGAAAUGAUUAUUAAAUAAACUGUGGUUAUUUAGAGCUAUAAGAGGAAUGUAUUUUUUCUAAUAUGGAAGUAUUGCCUACUAAUUAAGAACAGAAAUUGCCAAAAAUUCUAUUACCAGAUUUUUGAAGGCUGGUUUCCCUUAUGUGUUAUUUAUAUAAGCAAUAACAGAACAACCACUGUAUAAAAGCAACCAAGCCUGCAUUUCUAUUUGAAUUGUCACUCGCACAUUUCCCCCAAACAUUUUAAAUUACUUCUCCCUCUUUUGUUCCCUCCUCCUUUAAGCAUGAUCAUAUUUAUUCCCUUAGUGCAAAAGGGAAAAUGAAGAACUCUUUAUAUUGAGAGCUUGCUUGUCACUUGGGUCAAAGUAAAGGUAUUUCUUAUAAUAAAACAUUCAGGUCUCUA